Molecule: messenger RNA, 630 nt
Organism: Cucumis sativus (cucumber)
Lineage: Eukaryota; Viridiplantae; Streptophyta; Magnoliopsida; Cucurbitales; Cucurbitaceae
Product: heavy metal-associated isoprenylated plant protein 23
Exons: 2
Coding region: 56-511 (151 amino acids)
Molecular function (GO): metal ion binding
Source: RefSeq, a predicted model, not a curated record
UAUCAGUAUCGUUAUUGUGGAAAGUGAUAGAUAUUAUCAUUCUUCAAAUUAAACAAUGGGUGUUGAGCAUUAUUUGAUAUGCAUUUCCCAUAAACGACAUUACAAGAAACAACUUCAAUUGCAAACUGUGGAGCUUAAAGUUGCCAUGGAUUGUGAUGGAUGUGAACUUAAAGUCAAGAAAGCCCUCUCUUCCUUACGAGGAGUGAAAUCUGUGAAGAUAAAUAGAAAGCAACUAAAGGUGACAGUCGUAGGAUAUGUGGAAGCAAGCAAAGUAUUGAAGAAGGCAAAAUCCACAGGAAAAAAGGCAGAGAUUUGGCCAUAUUUGCCCUAUAACUUAGUGUCAUAUCCCUAUAUUCCUCCAGUUUAUGACAAGAAAGCCCCCCCUGGCUAUGUCAGAAAUGCUCAUCUUGAAGACAAUAACAAUCCAAGUUUUCUCAAGUUUGAUGACCCUUCCAACUUUGUCACCAUGUUUAGUGAUGAUAACACCAAUGCACCUUGCUCCAUCAUGUAGAAAAAUUAAGUAUCUAUCUAUAUAUACAUAUAUAAUUGAGUUGUAACAACAACGUUAUUAUUCAUCAAAGUCUAUCACUCAAUGAUAGGUGAAUCAGACUACAUCGUUGUAUCUCUCAA